This is a messenger RNA of Trichobilharzia regenti, 1023 nucleotides long. NCBI's taxonomy places the organism in Eukaryota, Metazoa, Platyhelminthes, Trematoda, Strigeidida, Schistosomatidae. The record is from the annotation of a GenBank genome assembly.
AUGGUAACAGUAUUCCUUUACAGUGUUUCACAUUCGAAAUACAAUAUUGAAGACGAUUUCUACAUAGAAACUGCUAUCGAUGAAGAAAAAAAUGACGACCGUCAUUUAAGUCAAACAAAGAAAUCAUUAAAGAUAUUAAAUAAAAAUGUUAGUAAAUUUUAUGAAUACUUAUUUACACCAAAUACUACAGUACAUAUUAAAACAAUACUAACACCAUUAAAUAACUGUGAUAAGAUGACACAAACAAAUACAACAAAUAUUCUAGUUUUUGUUAAAUCAACAGCUGAUGAAUUCGACUUACGCCAAUCAGUGCGUGCUACAUGGGCUAACUCUAGAUGCUUCACAAAAAAUGGUAUAAAAGCACAGAUUUACUUUACACUAGGCAGAGGGAAUUCAUCAAAUUGGAAUGAAUCCUUAAUACAACAUAGAAUUUUACUUGAAUCUAAGCAAUAUCAUGAUAUUCUACAGUUUGAUUUCAUUGAAAGUUACUAUAAUUUAACACGGAAAUUAAUUGGAACUAUUCAAUAUGCUGCAUUCCAUUGUUUUACAUCGAAAUUCAUUAUCCUAAUUGAUCAUGAUUUUAUUGUGAAUCCAGUGAAUUUAGCGAAAUUCCUGUUAAACAUCAGUGAUGCCCAAUAUCCAAGAUAUGUUGCUGGUCAUGUGAUUAGAAAUGCUAAACCAUUUCGUACAAAUACAAGCAAAUGGUCUAUCGCAAAAAAAGUCUAUCCUUUCGAUUUUUAUCCAGCUUAUCCGCUUGGUGGGACAAUUAUUUUUAGUCGUCCAGUUACUAUUGAAUUGAAUAAAAAACUAAUUCAUAUGAAGUUAUUUCCAUUCGAUGAUGUAUUACUCGGCAUAGUAUUAGCAAAAAUGAAAAUAUCAAUCUUUCCUAUUAAAAAUAUUUUAGUGUCAAAAUAUCCUUUGAAUUUUAGAAGACAAUUUCUCACAGCACAAACAAACGGUGUUCCAAGGUUAAUGGUGAAUACAUGGAAAUCUCUACGAUUUACUGAUAUGUGUAUACUAUGA